UGUAUCCUCAAGAUUCCUAUCAUUUCAGAGAUAUCGCUCAGUCGGAUAGGGCCACGAGCCAGCCACACGCCUCUACACGUGCCGACUCCUACACCGUCCACGCUAAUCUUCAUCUGACGGUCUAAAAUGCAGCGCCAUCCACUCUGGAACCCUCUUCGUUCCGCUUAAAACCCCCCUCCGAUUCCCCAUUGGUCUUUGUCCCACCACUCAGAGUCCCAUUUCUCCCUUCUUUGAAUCGUCUCCAUUUCCCGACCCUUCAGCCUCGGAAUCCCUCUUCUCCUUACUCGGAUCUAUUAGCCCUUUCUCUUUUGCUGUAGUGAGUCAUGUUUCUGAAAGCUUCUCCGACUGUGUCUCUCGGCCAUGGCGGCCUUUUAGCUGCUUCCGAACUAAACCCUUCUACCCCUGUAUCGAUCCCCGUUCUGGGUUUCUCGCAGAGAAAGGAGAGAUCCAGUUCUCUCGUGGCUUUUGCCAAGAUCGGCGAGGUCAACUCGGCGCUGACCGGCUUGGUGUUUCAGCCGUUUGAGGAAGUGAAGAGGGAAGAGUUUAUGGUUCCAAUCUCCCCUCAGGUUUCUCUGUCUCGUCAGAACUAUUUGGAUGAGUGCGAAGCAGCAAUUAAUGAGCAAAUCAAUGUGGAGUACAACGCUUCGUACAUAUACCAUUCUCUGUACGCUUAUUUUGAUAGGGACAACGUCGCUCUCAAAGGCUUCGCCAAAUUUUUCAAGGAGUCAAGUGAAGAAGAGAGGGAGCACGCUGAAAAGCUUAUGGAGUAUCAGAAUGUUCGUGGUGGGAGAGUGAAGCUUCACUCGAUCCUCAUGCCUCCUUCGGAGUUUGAGCAUGUUGAGAAGGGAGAUGCUUUGUACGCCAUGGAACUGGCGCUUUCCCUGGAGAAGUUGACUAAUGAGAAGCUGUUGAGCUUGCACUCCGUAGCAGCUCGGAACAAUGAUCCACAGAUGGCUGAAUUUAUUGAAAGAGAGUUCCUCAAUGAACAGGUGGAGAGCAUCAAGAAGAUAUCAGAUUACGUCACCCAGUUGAGGCUGGUUGGGAAAGGCCAUGGGGUGUGGCAUUUUGACCAGAUGCUUCUCAAUUAGUGUGAUGCUCCAUGAUGUAAUGGAUGCUGGUUCAGAGUUUGCUAGUGGAAGAGUUCUUGGAUCAUUAUGUAACUGUUGGGAGAUGGGAAAUGUCAAUGUGUCCUUCCCUUCCCUUCCCUUUCUGCUCUUCUCCCGUGAAAGGGUAUAUAAAUAAACUGCUGAGUGUAGCAUGUGUGGUUUAGCUUUUCCCCCGUGUAAUGAGCCAUCUGUUUGCAAAUUUGCUCUUGUCUUGAGAAAUGAAUGCACUGAGGCUUUGAGGUGUGAGUCCAUGUUUGAUUUGGCUUUGACUCUGUUCUCCCUGACAUGUACACCUCCAUUUGGAUAGUACGUCUCGACUCGACCCGUACUUCAGCAGAUCAUGCGUUCCAUCAAUAACAUUUUCAAAAACUAUCAGUUUUGAAG
Molecule: messenger RNA, 1490 nt
Organism: Linum tenue
Lineage: Eukaryota; Viridiplantae; Streptophyta; Magnoliopsida; Malpighiales; Linaceae
Source: the annotation of a GenBank genome assembly